Molecule: messenger RNA, 1317 nt
Organism: Megalobrama amblycephala (Wuchang bream)
Lineage: Eukaryota; Metazoa; Chordata; Actinopteri; Cypriniformes; Xenocyprididae
Product: spermatogenesis-associated protein 48
Exons: 9
Coding region: 56-1258 (400 amino acids)
Source: RefSeq, a predicted model, not a curated record
AUUUAUGGAAAUAUAUUCUAUUUAUUGGUUAAUUGUUUGAUUUCAUAAAUCAUUAAUGGAGAAUAAACGAGAACCUUACCAUGUAAGACUUCUCAAGACGCCCUGUGUGAGUUCAGAUGGAGUGAGCAGGUGGCUUUGCAGACGUAUGAAUCUGCCCUGUGAGAAGGGUCCAGAGGGAAGGUAUGACUUUGAGAGCAUGGUUGAGACAGACAGACGUGCGUUCUCCAGAUUCAAUCCUGGAGCCCAGAUGCCUGAUGAAAACGCUGCUCUGGCGCCGCUGCGUGACGAUAUGACUCUAAUAGAUCCGUGCUCCGGUCAACUGAGUGCAGGGGCACAUGUGCGUCUGGAAGCAAAGAGCAGAACCCCAUUCAUCGAAACAGUUUACACUCCGUCUGAUCUCUGGGUUCCGGCAGGAGCACGAGACAGGCCUCAGACUCCUCCAACCAGACCUUCAGCUCUGAUAUAUGACAAUUCUGAGCACAAGAGGUGGAACUCCAGGAUGAACCUAGAGGCUGCAUUAAAGGCAAACCUUGGAGGUUGGACAAGUGCACAGAGUAUUAAACACCCCUCUGAGGACAGCCAUGAAAUAAAUGCGGGUACAAGACCAUCUGUACUUUAUGACAGCGUAGCAACGGCAGCUCGACAAUACAUCUACAGUUCUGCAGCCCAAAGAGGUUAUGAGAAUGUAGACUGGGACUCAAAGUUACCUCCUCGCCACAAACCACCCACAACUACACUGGAAAAAAUGGCUGACCCCGUGAGUCAACGUUUCGUGCUGAAGCGAUACCACAGCAGACCUGAGCUGUGGCAGGCUAUUGGAUCCCAUUGGAACAAACAUCAGUUGCGUGCCACAUUUUACACAAGGAAACCCAUAAGCUUCACCAGUCCAUGUCCCAAAUCAGGCCAUGUGCCUUUAUAUUGCGGUACGGUUGGCUCUGAGAACAUGGACAGUGUGGACGUCCCAGAUGAAGACUUCAUCCCUCUGACUGUUCUGCGGACCACAGUGCCUCCUCACACCCCUGCCAGCUACCGAACUACUAUACCUGGUUACACUGGAAAAGCCAAGUUUGACAGACCACAGACCUCAGCUGUCAGUUUCCCUUCUUUACCCUAUACUCCACAAACAGCAGGAAGCCGUCCUGGUACCUGGAGCUCCUCACACUAUGGACACAAGGCCCCUCUAUCAGGAAUGGUCACCACUGUCCCUCCGGGAAACCCUUACAUUCAUCCCAAAGCCCCGGUACUUUCCAUGAAAUAAUUCUAAAAGCACGGCAUGUUCCUUAAAGAGAAUAAUAAACGAUGAAGAAGUGUGGGAAA